UAACACAGGAGUGAGACAGUGUGUGUGUUUAUUUUUGGCUCAGUGCGAGCGUGUCGAUGGCUGCCGAUGCGUCGCAAAGGAAAGCUCUGAGAUACCAGCAGACCCUGCUGUAUGGGGAAUACAGGGAGCAGCUGGGUAAUAUUGCCAGAAGGGAGGCCACACGUCUGUUGACUGAAAGGCAAUGGAAGAGACAUGCCGGCAAUGCCAAGGUAACAAGGAGAAGCCACGGCCGAGCACAUCAUGUCAGCCUGGAGGCGGGGCCCAUGACUUCAGGUUUAAGCCACUCCUCCUCUAUAAAGAAGCCCCGCCCCUAUUCCAAAUGCCAAGACUGCCUGGCUCGAGUCCAGAGGUAUAUUGUGACAAAGUUGGGGGAGGACUGGAUCUUCCUGGUUCUUUUAGGUCUCACCAUGGCUCUGGUUAGCUGGAGCAUGGACUAUGCCAGUGCCAAGAGCCUACAAGCAUAUAAGUGGAUGUAUGGAGAGCUUAAAGGGAAUGUGGCUCUGCAAUAUCUGGCCUGGGUCUCAUAUCCCAUCAUCCUUGUUGUGUUUGCAUCCCUCUUCUGCCACCUGGUCGCCCCUCAAGCAAUAGGCUCUGGGAUCCCUGAACUCAAGACUAUUCUGAGAGGUGUUGUGUUAAAGGAGUAUCUCACACUCAAAGCUUUUGUGGCUAAAGUUAUUGGUCUUACAGCGGGUCUGGGCAGCGGCAUGCCCAUCGGAAAGGAGGGUCCUUUUGUGCAUAUUGCCAGUAUAUGUGCGGCAGUGCUGAGCAGGGUCAUGUCCAUCUUCACUGGUGUGUAUGAGAACCCCUAUAGUUACACAGACAUACUGACAGUAGGAUGUGCUGUUGGGGUGGGCUGCUGUUUUGGGACUCCCCUUGGAGGUGUGCUGUUCAGUAUUGAGGUCACAUCAACAUAUUUUGCAGUGAGGAAUUACUGGAGAGGAUAUUUUGCUGCUACGUUCAGUGCCUUCAUAUUCAGAGUACUGUCAGUGUGGAACAAAGAUUCUGUCACUAUAACAGCGCUGUUCCGUACAAACUUCCGUAUGGAUUUCCCCUUUGACCUGCAAGAACUGCCCGCUUUCGCAGUAAUCGGGAUAUCAUGUGGGUUUCUAGGAGCGUUCUUUGUGUAUCUGAACAGACAGGUGGUUCUGAUCAUGAGGAGACCGACAGCUCUCACGCGCUUCCUUACAAAACAUCGGUUGAUUUAUCCCGGUGCCGUGACACUAAUUAUAGCCUCCAUCACGUUUCCUCCGGGUUUCGGCCAGUUCAUGGCUGGAGAGUUGAUGCCCAGAGAAUGCAUUAAUUCGCUGUUUGAUAACUUCACCUGGACGAAAAUCUGGGGCUCCCCGGCCCCGCCCGGACUGGGCCGCUCUGCCAUCUGGCUCCAUCCACAAGUCAGCGUUUUCGUCAUCCUCCUCUGCUUCUUCAUCAUGAAGUUCUGGAUGUCUGCGGUCUCUACAACAAUGCCUGUCCCUUCUGGAGCUUUCAUGCCUGUUUUUAUCCUGGGAGCAGCAUUCGGCCGUUUGGUGGGUGAGAUCAUGGCCACACUCUUCCCGAAUGGAAUUCUGUUUGAUGGGAUUGUGUAUCAAAUCCUGCCUGGAGGCUACGCAGUGAUCGGUGCAGCAGCUAUGACCGGGGCAGUCACACACACGGUUUCCACAGCAGUGAUCUGUUUUGAGCUGACGGGGCAGAUUGCACACAUCCUGCCCAUGAUGGUCGCCGUGAUUCUCGCCAACAUGGUGGCUCAGGGUCUCCAGCCUUCUCUUUAUGACUCCAUCAUCCAGGUCAAGAAACUGCCCUAUCUCCCUGAGCUCGGCAUUGGCCACAUCAGUAAAUAUAAUAUCUUUGUGGAAGACAUCAUGGUGAAGAAAAUAAAGUUUCUGUCACCUCAGUCCACAUACAGCGAGCUGAAAAAUCUACUGGAAACCACAUCCCUCAAAACCAUCCCACUUGUUGACUCCAAAGAGUCAAUGAUUCUAUUGGGCUCCAUUGAGAGAUGUGAGCUUCAGGCCUCCUUUGAUUGGUGGCUCUCAGCAGAGAGGCGGGUUUACAACCAGGGUGAGGAUGUGCCCAGCCCGGGGUCACAGGUCAGCUGGGAGUCCUUCGCCUUUGUGGAUGAAGAGGUUGGAGAGGAUAAUGGGGAGAAGGAAAACACAGUCUCUGAAGAGUGUAAUGGCCCACUGGGGUCUUCUAAAACCACAGACAUCUCUACUAAUCAUACCACAUCUGGUACCCUACAGUCAAUGCGGAGGACCCUUCAUCGCCUUUUCUCUUCCUCUUCCUCGUCAGGGCAGGCCGAGCCACAGAGCCCUGCAGCCCCCCCUGUAGCUGAUAACAUGACCCCUGAAGAGAUCAAAGCCUGGGAAGAGGAUGAGCUGGAUAAGCCGAUUGACAUUGAUCAGAUCCGUGUUGACCCCUCACCUUUUCAGCUGGUGGAGAGAACAUCUUUACAUAAGACUCACACCUUGUUCUCUCUUCUGGGUCUCAGUCAUGCUUAUGUAACCAGUAUUGGUAAACUGGUUGGGGUGGUUGCACUAAAAGAGCUCCAGAAAGCAAUCGAGGGUUCGACCCGUAGUGGAGUGCGUCUGCGUCCCCCUCUGGCUAGUUUCAGAGAUGCGAGACGCAAGGCCAAAAAGUCACCCCAUUCCCCUUCCAUCCCGUCCUCUCCCACACGGGACAGAGAGUUGUGGAGCGAGGGCGUAACUACAAGAGAAACUAAAGACGAGUCCAGUGGUAGUAGUCUCCAGACAGCUGGGAAAGAGCGUAAUAUCGCCAUGGGCAACAACAGCAAAAGCAGCAUCAGUACCUCUCAGGAGCAAUUGCCAUCACCUUCCACUUCCACGAUCCCUCUCUCUUCUCUUCAUUCCGUGCCUAAAGGAGAGGCAAAUGAUGACAGAGAAAGCGAUGAGGAGCCUUUAUAGGUCUGUUGUUUUUUUAAUUUUUCUCAAAUUUAGCCCUCCAGGGGGAGUCAAACCACAUUAUAGUGCUGCCUUUGAGCAGAGCAUGGACCGUAUUAGGUCACUGGAGCUGCACCAUUGGACACGUUGGUGUUGGGGUGUUUUAAAAGGGAUUCUCUACUCUACAGACAGAACGUUCUCUUUCUUUUGAGAUGUUCUUAUUCAAUUACAGCCUUUUUUUUCUAUACAUUUGUAUAUAUGGACAGUCUGUCUGAUACAUCUCACUGAAUGUCUUCCCCCACUACGGAUCCCAACGUUUGAAUGCUGUACUUGGUAUUCUCUGACAUAUAAUCUAGAAAGUGAAAAUGUAGAGUUGUUAUCUUAAAGGCAUAGAUCAUCCAAAAAUUAAAAUUCUGUCAUUGUUUAUUCUCAUGUCAUUCCAAGCCUGUUAUUUGUUCUAUGGAAUACAAAAUGAGAAAUUUGGAAUCUUCUGAACCCAUACAAUAGCUUUGUGUGAGAAAUUUUAGUUAUUUACUGAAAGUAUUCCCUUCCACACACACCAAGCCCACAUCUCAUCCAGAUUAAAAAAAUGUCCACUUUUGUGUUGCGCUGAAAAAAUAACAGCAUACAGGCCUGAAAAGACAUGAGGAUGAAAAACAAAUGACAUAAUUUAAAUUUUUGGGUAAACUAUUGCUUUCCAUCGAUCUGACCCUUUAAAAUGACUUUCAGUGGUGUAACCUAAUGUCAUGUUUAUUCAGUCAUAUUCAAAAAUAUUCUUGACUUGAAUGAGACGAUUUCAUGAAGCACAAUUUUUAGUCUAUCUGACAAAAUAUUUUUUUUACAUGGUAGAGAAACAAGUGCUUUUUGUAAAAUGUAAUCACUAAACAUUCAUUUUAAAGCUGAUUUUCCAAACUGUUUACUACAUAAUUUAAGCUACAAAGUCAUUAUCAUUAAAUCUUCAUUUCAUAACUACUGAUGAAUAUCAGAUUAAUUUUUAUUUAUACUUGUGUUGUUUUAAUGGUCUCAUUAGCAUGCAGACUUUUUGUCCAAUAAAGGGCAUGGAAAGAAAUACAAUUUUGCUAUGUCUUAAAAAUACACAAAGUGCGCAAUACUGCUUUGUUUGUUUCAUUUAUUUGUUUGUUCAUUAUUAAUAUUGGGAAUUUUUUUUAAAGGAAUUGCAAUAUUCUUGAGGUCAGGGAGGUCUUUUCUUCGUGCAGGACAAACAGAUGUGUAAGAGAGAGAGAGAGAGAGAGUUCAAAGGAUCCAGAGGGAGAGCACACUGGAAGAACCAUCUUAUUAUAACCUUCAGAAAAGCAUGCAUAGAUAUAUCACAGACCAUUUCUUAUAUAUGACAUCUUUGAUAAGCUCAGUCAGUCAGUACCUUAAAUCAAUGUAUUUUUGUCUGUAUGCCACAAUUGGAACAUGUUGAAUCAAUAUCUGAAUCCUUUACAAGUAAAAAAAUCCAAAGUAUUACUUUUUCUGAAUAUGAUUCUUCCACCAAGAGGAGACAACACAGGGUUUGAAUAACAGAAAGAUAACAUACAAAGGGCAAGAGAGAGGAGGAAAGACAAGUACAUAAUUUCACAGAGAGAACAGAGAGGUAGAACAGGGGACCGUUUACAGUGUCAUGCCCACAGACAGUUUCGUAGUGAAAGAUGGCAGUAGAAUCGUACAAAAAACCCAUUUGAAAUUAGUUUAUCUGUAAACACAAAUGAUAAACAACUACAUCCAAGAAAAUACAAUUGGCUUUUUGUUAUUAUUUAUUCAUUCUUAUAUUCCUUAUCUUGCAUAAAAAGCAAUAAAACAAGUCAUGAUAUCACUCCUUUGGUUGCAGUAGUAUGAUCUGGUAACUUGUAAUCGGCAUUUCGAUUAAUUAUAAGCGCAAAAUCUUUGAGGCAUUUUUCAGAGUUGAAGGAUAUCGGGGGAGAUGACAUUAACAAAAUGAUGAUGAGGCACGCUAAAAUGAAUAAAUUAAAAAAAAUUGGAUUGACAGUGAAAUUAAUAACUCUUUUGAACUGGUCAAUUGUCAAUAGAUGCAUGGUUGGAAAAAGUCAUUUAAUAUGUCCAACCCUUACAAAUUACUAUACAGUAUAUGCUUUAUUAAGAGCAAACUACCCAAAAUCCAAAUGUUGUCCCAGUUUUACUUCAGAAUGCUGCAAGUAUGCUUUUCUUUCAAAGCAUCAUCCAUAGUGAAGCAAUUUGGGGUUAAGCACUUUUGCUUAAGGGCACAAUGCUGAUACAACUUAUGAUUUCAUUACCUCUUCACUUUCACCUGUAAUUGGGAUCUGAACUUUGUGCUAGUAAUAAAGAUCUUUAACCAUCAGGCUACCACCACUCCCAUUACAUGUGUACAACACAAUGUUGCAGUAUAGUUCUCAUAUACAUCAAUUUAUUUGUAUGAAAAAAAGAAAGAAAGAAAGAAA
Messenger RNA from Myxocyprinus asiaticus (Chinese sucker), 5317 nucleotides. RefSeq names its product chloride channel protein 1-like. Gene Ontology annotation, molecular function: voltage-gated chloride channel activity. Gene Ontology annotation, cellular component: membrane. The transcript has 23 exons. The coding region runs from base 57 to 2918 and encodes 953 amino acids. The record is from RefSeq and is a predicted model, not a curated record. NCBI's taxonomy places the organism in Eukaryota, Metazoa, Chordata, Actinopteri, Cypriniformes, Catostomidae. Gene Ontology annotation, biological process: transmembrane transport; chloride transport.